This is a messenger RNA of Pomacea canaliculata, 1972 nucleotides long. RefSeq names its product protein FAM47E-like. Bases 296 to 1642 code for a protein of 448 amino acids. NCBI's taxonomy places the organism in Eukaryota, Metazoa, Mollusca, Gastropoda, Architaenioglossa, Ampullariidae. The transcript has 9 exons. The record is from RefSeq and is a predicted model, not a curated record.
UUUAUAGGCAUGCAGUAGCCAUGGCAACAAUAAAUAUCCAUGUAUGGCGGCUAUUGUUACAAUUAAAUGUUUCAGACUCGCAGUACGCAUGCAAAUUCUUGUGUAAUAUUUUUAUAGGAAAGGAAAUUGAAAGAGUUCGUUGUUAAGAUCUUAUCAAGCAAAAAAAUAUAUGGUUUGGAGGUAUGGCGACAGCCACAGUCGGUGUCGGUGGUAGGAAUAAUCAUGUCUGCAUAGUACAACACGGGGAAAAAAGUGACGGUGUUUAUCUUUCUCUGGACUCUGCCUUCUCGCAGUAAUGGCAACUGCCGAAAAGAAAUAUGAUCUUGCACUUGUCCAGACAUUAACAGAGAAAAAAAUUAAAUAUCAACCAUGGUAUAAAGAACGGUUAAACACAAAAUACAUCAAGUCACUAAAACCAGGCAACACAUCUGGACAAAUUUCUGGUAAGAACUGGAUAUUUAUCAAGGAUGGACUGGAUGAUUUCCGUGAUGGCCUUCCUCCUAUUGUAGAAGGGAGUGAUUUCAUAAAGUUAGACAGAGGACAAGGACCAAACAUAACUGGCAUAAGUAUUGUAAAAAAAACAAUAAAACAACCAGCAGCACAUCAUCGAUUUGCCAAACAGCAGGUCUGCUUUUCCCGAAUUACACCCUUACAGCAACAGAAGCGGGAACACAUCGAUGAGAUAGAGUAUGGAUUAUUACAGCACCCACUGGCUCUUUACCCCCACUUGGAAGAGAGUGUGCCAACAGAGACGUUUGAAGACCUUGUUGAUAUACUUGAUCCUGAGAUGAACAUGGCAGAUGAAGAUGCGCUGUUUGAUGACGAACCCCAGGAAAUGGAAGACAAAGAAGCAGGAUCAACAUCACCCGAAAAGAAUGAAAAUCAAGAAUUUGAACAAAAAGAUGACACUGUGACAGUGCGUAAUCCUUACCGUUGGCUACCACGAAAGGAAGAAAAUGAUGAGAAGAAAGAUCGGCGUAUACAAGAUAAAAAGGGAUCCCUUUCACAGGAAGAACAUAUUAAGAAAGUAACACAUGACUUCUGCCAGUGGAUAGCAGAUCUUGGAGGAGAAACCAAUAACAUUGAGGAAUCAACCAUUACCAGUCUCUUUGCUAGUGGUUAUGACACUAAGCCAGCACUGUCUGUACCUAUUCAUGUGGUGGAGCUGACUAAUGUACCACCAGAACUGCGAAUGUCUGUUACCACACCAUCACAGCAGCAAGCUGUCAAACCCACUCCCAAACCAGAGAUGUCUCCUCAUUCUUGGAGGAUGAGUGGAAAUUACCAGCCAUCCUGGGUGAAGUUCAAAUAUGGUGCUUGGUAUCUGCCACCCAACACCUGGAAGAAGCUUGACUGGAAAGAAGAGUUGACUGAUCCACUAGAAAGGAAGGACAAAGAUAUGUCAGAAGCAAAGAGGAAGGGUCAAGUUCUGAACCAGGAUCUUGCAGUUAUGCAUGCUUCUAAAGCAUUCAUGGAGUUCACCAAUAAGAAAGGGGUCAGAAAACCAGAGUUUUUGGAGGAAGUUGCUGAGAUUCAGCGAAAGACAGAAGCGGAAGACAAAAAACGUCUGGAAGCUGAACUCCAUGCCAAACAGAAGAAGUCUUUGGGUGUUGUAAAAAGUACUUAUAAUCGUAAAUCAUAGAAUUUGUUAUUGAUGAUACAUAAUAUAAUACUGUGGGGAUUGCAGCAAUGAACCUUGAAAGACAUUAAAUGGCUUUGUACACAAAGGACUACUAAAUAGCAUAAAAAUAACAAUGGUUUUCUACCAUGCCACUUUUUUGUGAUUACAUUAAAACAUCCCUACAAGACAUUGACAUUGUAUUGGAUCUGUGUGGCUGGCAGUCACGGUGUUUUCAGCAGAGUUAUGUGAUUGAUCAAGUUUUCCUUUGUAAACUUAUCUGCUAAGCUAACAGCCAGAGAAUAUGCUACUGUUGUCUAAAAAAACAGUUAUAAAACUCCAUGAAAAGUACAA